AUGACGGCGGCAUCGCCCAUCUCCUGCGCCAGUUCUGGCCUGCAGAUGGCCCCACCAGGUGCAUCCGCCCGCAACAUUAACCCGCUGCCACUACCGCCGCAGCCCGACACCCAAUCAGCACCACAGCGCAGCCUCGGAGUCAGCUGCAUAUCUGAGCAACUUGCACAGCUCAAGAUCCAUUCCCAUCACCACAAUUAUCACCAGCAGCAAGGCCAAAUCCCGUUAGAAUCCGACAGGCGGGACGUCGCGCCAGCGCUCAGCCUGGAAGCCAGCCUUUCAGCGCCACCUAAUUGGCAUGAAGAGCUACAGCGGGUCUGCUCGCUGGUGUCCUCUGCCGGGGUCGAGGCCGCAGGUCCAGCAGGGCAUUUGGUGCCUCCGGCGAAGCCGGCGGUUGCGGCGGCUGUGGCGGGCCCUGCGUCACCCGGGGCCACCUGUAAGCUCACUGGAUUGCCCGUAGCCCUCAAGGUCUAUUUCUUGUCCCGCACACCUCACAACGUGCUACAUCAAGUAGCGCGCGAGAUCCAGAUCCAUCUUGGUCUCCACCACAAGAACGUCCUGGAUCUGUACGGCGCUUUUCAGGACUCCAAGCGGCUGGUCCUGGUUACGGAGUUAGCCAUGCGUGGAGAUCUGUUCGCCCUGAAGAGCGCUAUGGACAGGCCGAUGAGUGAAGAGCAGCUGCGGUACGUGGUUCUGGUGCCGCUGUUGGACGCUCUGUCGUACUUGCACGGCAAAGGCAUCUGCCACCGGGACAUCAAGCCCGAGAACCUGCUGAUCACCGCCGACUGGGGCCUCCGUCUCGCGGACUUCGGGGUGUCCAUAAACCUCACGGAGGAGCGGGCGGUCACAAGAGCAGGGACAGGUGAAUGGGCGCCCGAGGUGGAUCGUUGCCCGCUCAAGACAUGUCCGGAAGAUAACAAGGACGAUAUGUUGCUGGCCUAUACCACAGCGGCGGACGUUUGGAGUGUGGGUGUUUUGGUGUACGAGCUGCUGGUCGGCUUCCCGCCCAUACUGCUCGGCAAGGGUGGCCUCAAAUUCCCCGCCUCCGUGUCCGCUGGGGCACGUGACUUCAUCAUCUCCGCGCUGGCCCAUCUGCCGGAGGAACGACCCACGGUUCGGCAGUUGCGCUGCCACCCCUGGAUGCUGGCCGCCGGCGCUGCGACCGCGUCCCAUUAG
This is a messenger RNA of Volvox carteri f. nagariensis, 1173 nucleotides long. RefSeq lists its product as uncharacterized. NCBI's taxonomy places the organism in Eukaryota, Viridiplantae, Chlorophyta, Chlorophyceae, Chlamydomonadales, Volvocaceae. The transcript has 6 exons. Bases 1 to 1173 code for a protein of 390 amino acids. Gene Ontology annotation, molecular function: ATP binding; protein kinase activity. Gene Ontology annotation, biological process: regulation of cytokinesis; mitotic spindle organization; protein phosphorylation. Gene Ontology annotation, cellular component: spindle midzone; spindle microtubule; chromosome passenger complex. The record is from RefSeq and is a predicted model, not a curated record.